This is a messenger RNA of Mauremys reevesii (Reeves's turtle), 983 nucleotides long. RefSeq names its product late endosomal/lysosomal adaptor, MAPK and MTOR activator 4 (gene LAMTOR4). The transcript has 4 exons. Gene Ontology annotation, molecular function: guanyl-nucleotide exchange factor activity. Gene Ontology annotation, cellular component: Ragulator complex; lysosome. The coding region runs from base 75 to 374 and encodes 99 amino acids. Gene Ontology annotation, biological process: positive regulation of TOR signaling; cellular response to amino acid stimulus. The record is from RefSeq and is a predicted model, not a curated record. NCBI's taxonomy places the organism in Eukaryota, Metazoa, Chordata, Testudines, Geoemydidae.
GGGCGGGGAUAAGAGAGGGGCGGGGCAGGCCGUCAGCUGACGGCUGGGAGCGGAGCGGCCGGUGCUGCCACGAGAUGACCACGGCGCUGACCCAGGGGCUGGAGCGGAUCCCUGACCAGCUGGGCUACCUGGUGAUCUGCGAUGGAGCCGUGCUGGCGUCGGCCGGUGACCUGGAGAACGCCGAGCACACGGCCGGGGUGAUCUCGGAGCUGGUGGCCACAGCCUGCGGCUUCCGGCUCCAGCGUGGCCCCGACCCUCCCUUCAAACGCCUCUCAGUGGUGUUCGGGGAACACACCUUCCUGGUGACCGUCUCCGGCCAGAAGAUCUUCGUGGUCAAGCGACAGAACCACUUGCGGGAGCCGGUCGCCGUCUGAGCCGCGGGGGCGGGUUCCACGCGCGAGUGUGGCUGGGUGAAACGGGGGGAGGGCUCCCCUUGAGUUCCUGGCCCUGGCUUGACCUGUGGGGGUGUCUCAGGCUGGUCGGGGACCCCGCCACCAGCUUUCCCCUGGCACCACCUGCCCCCCAUGGCUGCACCUGCUAGGGCCAGCUGGGAGGGGUCUCCCACUUCACCAGGGCCCCCUGCUGGGGCAGGAGGGCUCCAGAAAUGCCCCCUGCAAAUGCCCACACCUGGUGGCGACAGGACGGGAGGCUGCAGCGGCAUCUGUGGGGCUUUCUGGAGAUUUGGGGCGAGGGGAAAUCGGUUCCGGCCAGGGGCCUCCCUGUAACUGUUCAGAGAAUAAAGUGUCUUUCCUAGCUGGUCUGGGGGGUUUCCUUACUUUGGGGCACUGGGGGGGGGGGCUGUGGGGGCCCUACCCCCCAUGCUCGAGGAGAGCCCUUGAGGUGCCGUGGGUCACCACUACACCCUUUGCCCUCUGCAGCUACAGCCUGUGUGGGUCACACGGGGGGGGGGGCAGCUCCCCCCAGCUCGCAGGGAUGGCUCAGGCUCCCUGCACAUGCAGCCAGUGGCAGUGGGUCAUUCCUAC